Molecule: messenger RNA, 1824 nt
Organism: Mesocricetus auratus (golden hamster)
Lineage: Eukaryota; Metazoa; Chordata; Mammalia; Rodentia; Cricetidae
Product: melanoma-associated antigen 10-like
Exons: 3
Coding region: 252-1490 (412 amino acids)
Biological process (GO): negative regulation of transcription by RNA polymerase II
Cellular component (GO): nucleus
Source: RefSeq, a predicted model, not a curated record
GGAAACAGCACCGGGAGUCCCGCCCACCGUGGGAUACUGGACGGCCCCUUUUUCUACUUCAAGGGAAUACCGCCUAAGGCUCCUGACGAGUUCGUUCCUUGUCUAGAGAGGUUCCGCUUGGACAAGCAACAAGGCAAAAAGCAGGCUAGCGGGGCUCUAGGAACAUCACGUACAAAGAAGUUUUGUAUGUGGGAUCCAUUCAUCUGCUCUCUUGCGUAUACCUCAGCCUACCAUCUCUAGUGAGAGUCACUAUGCCGUACUUUCCAUUCUUCACCCUUGAGGAAGUUAUCCAGAAUGCUUUUGAAAUACAGAGAUUAGCUGAGGAGGAGGAGGAGGUCGAGGAGGAAGAGGAGGAGGUCGAGGAGGAAGAGGAGGAGGCCGAGGAGGAGGAAGAGGAGGAGGAGGAGGAGGAGGAGGAAGAGGAGGAGGAGGAGGAGGAGGAGGAAGGGGGAGAGGAGGAAGGGGGAGAAGAUGAAGUGGAUGAUGAGGAGGAGGAGGAAGAGGAGGAGGAAGGGGAAGAGGAAGAUGAAGAGGAGGUUGAGAUGGAAGAAGAAUGGGAGACUACUGACAGUGACACCGUCUCUCCCACAUUAUUUGCCUCUUUAAAAGUCACUUUACCGGCCCCAUGCCCCUCCCAACCGUUCACUUUCUCAUCCCGUCCUCUCUCAUGGGGCAGUCUAGAUGAGGUGGAAGCGGCUGUUGUUUGGAUGCUGAGAAUUUUCCAGCGUUACCAGCGCUCUGACUCCCCCACUUCAUGUGGCAACCUAGACGAAAAGGAUGGCAGCCCAGAGGAAGAGCGUUUAAACACUUUGAAGUUGGCAGAUGAUGAUCCCUCAUGGCGAAACCUCAGAAAGCGAAAGGUGACUGAACUAGUGAAUCUCCUGAUCCUCAAAUACAAAAUGAAAGAACCUGUCAAAGAAGUGGAAAUGCUCGGCAUCGUCACAGAGGACUACAAGAAACAAUUCCCUGUCAUCCUUCAGGAAGCUUUGAAGUGCUUGGAGAUGAUUUUUGGCAUUGUAAUAAAGGAAAAUGAUCCCGUGAACAGCUCUUUUGUCCUUACCAAUGCACUGAACCUCACAUACAAUGACAACAGCCAGAGAUUGCCUAGAAACGGCUUCCUGUUACUUAUACUGGGAGUGAUAUUCGUAGAGGGGAACUGUGCCUCUGAAGAAAGCGUGUGGGAAUUCCUGAAUGUGAUGGGAAUAUAUGAUGGGAAGGAACACUUCAUUUAUGGGGAGCCCAGGGAAUUCCUCACUAGAGAUUUAGUGCAGCAAAACUAUCUGAAAUAUAGGCAGGUGCCCGAGAGUUGUCCUGCGCGUUAUAUGUUCCUAUGGGGUCCGAGAGCCUACUCUGAAACCACCAAGAUGCAAGUUCUAGGAUUUUUGGCCAAAUUUACAGGGAGGGAUCCAAUUUCUUUCUCAUUCUUAUAUCGUGAGGCAUUGAGAGAUGAGGAAGAGAGAGCCCAAGGCAGAAAGGGCCCCACAGAUUAGUGCCAUGCUGUGCCUGCCCACUUACUGAUUUUAAAAAGGACAGUCUGACUUUUAAGUAAGAUGACGGGGGUCAAGCUUAGUCUGUGCAUGAGAAGAAACAGUAUAGGGCAGCUUUGUGUUCUGGUUCUAGAUGAUGAUGAUUGUUUCUUUUUGGGCUAUUGUUUGUAUUUAUAAUUGAAAGUGUGUUAUGUUACCUUUGUAAUGUUAGUUUUUGAUUACUUACAUCUGUUCCUAUCUUACCAGACUCUGAGAAAAUACAGGGUUCCUUUAAUACUUUUAGUCAACUCUGUAAUGUGUACCCAGACUGGUUUGUUUAAUAAAACAGGAAAAACGG